UGAUAUAAUAUGUUAUAAAAAUACGCAUAUUUUACACUAUAUAUCAUGUUAAAAUAAUAAAUUGUGUGUGACCUUCGUUUUAAGUCAUAUAUUUAUUAUUUUUGUUUAUUCCUUAAACAUAGAUAAAAAUUCUCAAAUUAUUUAAUUAAUAAGAUUUAUAAUCAACAUUUUAAAAUCUGUUCUAAUCAUAUACCUGUGAUCUGUGAUUACUUAUUUAGAUUGAUUAUACUGUAUCAAGCAAUGGUCACUAUAGUAACAAUUGCCAAACAAUAAUGCGUUCUAUAUUGUUGUGUAUGUUCACAUCAAAUGUAUAAUGCAAGUAUUUUUGUGAAAAUCAUUGUCAAAUAAUGUACACAUUAAAAUUGGUAAUGAUAGGACCAACUAAGAGCGGGAAGACCACGAUAGCAAAUUUUCUGGCAGAUGCUACCGAAAUUCCGUUUGACUAUCGUCCAACUCAAGGUGUUCGAAUAUUGGAAUUUGAAAUAAAUGAUAUUGAAGUAAACAAUGAACGGAUCUCGAAGGACAUCGAGCUAUGGGAUUGCAGUGGAGAUCACAAAUUCAAAAACUGCUGGCCAGCUAUACGUAAAGGUGUACAUGGUGUGAUACUUGUAUACAGUGCAAAAAUGCAGGAUUCUUCGAAACAGCUGAAAGAAUUUUAUGAUUACUUCGUUAGUGAAGCCAAAUUGGGGCCAAACAAUUGUGUAAUAUUCUUCUUUGAUCCUGAUAAUGUUACAUCAAAUGCACCAAAAAUUGUUUCAUCUAGCUUCUCUAAUGUCUCUCAUGUCAAGUGUAAUGUGGAUGAUGGUGGGGAUAAAUUAAAAACUGAUUUUCGAUUGUUCCUAAGUACCUUAAUGACAAAACUGCAAGAAAACAAAGAAGAGAAAUUGAUAUUGAAUGACAAUAUAUUAUUUGCUAAAUAAUGUAUAUUCAUCUCUUAUAGCAAUUUUGUAAAUAAUGAAAAACACUCUGUUUUAUGGUA
Cataglyphis hispanica is the source of this 979-nucleotide messenger RNA. RefSeq names its product intraflagellar transport protein 22 homolog. Gene Ontology annotation, molecular function: GTPase activity. The record is from RefSeq and is a predicted model, not a curated record. Gene Ontology annotation, biological process: intracellular protein transport. Lineage: Eukaryota; Metazoa; Arthropoda; Insecta; Hymenoptera; Formicidae. Bases 348 to 920 code for a protein of 190 amino acids. The transcript has 4 exons. Gene Ontology annotation, cellular component: endomembrane system.